Gasterosteus aculeatus aculeatus (three-spined stickleback) is the source of this 2067-nucleotide messenger RNA. It is a transcript of the gene trh, whose product is annotated as thyrotropin-releasing hormone. Gene Ontology annotation, molecular function: thyrotropin-releasing hormone activity. The record is from RefSeq and is a predicted model, not a curated record. Lineage: Eukaryota; Metazoa; Chordata; Actinopteri; Perciformes; Gasterosteidae. Gene Ontology annotation, cellular component: extracellular region; secretory granule. Gene Ontology annotation, biological process: histamine metabolic process; positive regulation of gamma-aminobutyric acid secretion; hormone-mediated signaling pathway.
CCUAUUCCUAUUCAGGGAGAAAAACAUUGUGAGGGACGUCUGGUACAUUCUGGACGCACAAAUCCGUACAAACUGACGAGCGCGGUGACAUCACGGUCGCGUGCGCGGACAAUCCCGGGGUCCACUUACGGCCAAUUCACCAAACGUCUUUGAAUUCGCAGCACCCAAAGGAGAUUUUAACCCAACACUACAAAUGCAUAAACAAUUUGCCCAUGCAGUAAAAACAACGUGACACGUCGUGCAUGUAACCACGAUCUACACGUCAUCCUGCCGAUCCGGCCUUGUUAUGAGAAAUUGCAGCUUCCUCUACAUGCAGCCAAUCAAUCAGCCCCUGCGGCAGUCGGGAGCGCUCACACACAGGAGCUGAGAUGGCGGCGUUGACACAGACAUGGAGGCCAGAGCAUCUGUGGGCGGCGAGAGAGGUCUGCGUCACUGCCUCGUGUUGUUCAUCGAAGCCCACUGUGAUUCUGUCAGACUUGGUGCACAGGGGUCACCAGCAGCUGCCUGAAGUGAAGACUUCCUUCACAGACUCUGAGGAAGAGGAGGCUUCGGAGGCUUCUCCAGUUUCUUCAUCAGAGGACCAACUAAAUUACCAUGAGGUCGACAUGCCUGCUCGCCUUGGCUCUUCUCGUGGUCUGCAACUUCACUGUGUCUGGAGGACAGAGCAUCCCCGCCGAGGAUGAGACUGGCGGGAGGACCAUCGACGACAUCAUUCUACAGAGAGCGGAGAGUCUCCUCCUACGGUCCAUCCUCAAGAAGAUACAGGACGAAGACGGCGGAGACGAGGGAUUUCCCCCUCAGGCAGAAUGGAUGACCAAACGACAGCAUCCCGGUAAGAGGUACGGCGAGGACUUGGAGAAGCGGCAGCAUCCGGGGCGCAGAGAAGCGGACGUGGAUGAACCAUACUUGGACGUUCAAAGGAGACAGCACCCGGGUAAACGCGAAGAUGAAAUGCGCCCGUUCACGGAGCUCCAGAAGCGGCAGAAUCCGGGAAAGCGCUUCGCUGCGGGACGCGUUUCUGAAAACCCCGCGGUGCUCCAGGAACUUUCAAAACGACAGCACCCGGGCAAGCGGUACCUGGUGGUGCAGACCAAGCGCCAGCACCCAGGUAAGCGCGACGGGGACGACGACGUGGACUGGGACGCGGACGGAGAAGGAGGAGAAGAGGACCUCGUGGAGAUGGAAAAGCGCCAGCACCCCGGGAAACGGUUUUGGGAUACCUCCAGUCCGGAUUUAGGCACAAACAGUCCGUGCGACGUAUUGGACCCUACGAGCUGCCGCAAAACCAGUCUGCUGCUCAACUUUUUAGACAACAUCAACGAGAGCCAUCAUGCCGAGCAGAAGCGGCAACACCCGGGGAAAAGGUUUGCGCCCGAGGAGGACUUAGUGGAGGCAGAGUAGCCGAAACAGAAGUCCGCCGCUGUAUUGUAAACCAAUAAAUGUGUAAAUGAAGUGAUCAAGUCGUUAUUAAAAACAAAAAAGAGUUUACACCAUCGAAUCUGUUGUUGCACCGACAGUUACUGUGUCAUCGUUGCAGAAAACAAAAAAAAAACGUGUAUCCGCUGUUUGUUGAGUUUGGAGAGCUUGUGCGUAAUUGUCCUGCGGACUGAGUAUAUCGCUGUAAAUAUGGAGUUCAUCUCGAUUUAAUUUGAAUUGAUUCGCUAUUAUUCGGUUGAUCAUAGACUACUCGUGCUGAAAUCGAGUCCCGGAAUGAACGCAUCGGUCCACUGGCUCUUUGUGAUGCUGCCUCUGUGAGGCGGCGCGCGCGUCCUUCGGUCCAGCGGGCGUCAUGAUCGAAAUGAAAGGUACCCAACGCUGUAACGGCUUUCGUUUCAUUUGUGUCUCGUUAUUUUCUACUUAUGUAAACUAUAACGAAUACCACCGCAAAAUAAAAUAUAUCUGGUUAUUUUUCUACAUAUUAUUGCAUGUUUAAACUCAUGUUAAAGCCUUUGCCUUAAAGUCAACCACCAAUGUUGGACAAUAAAAAAACGCAUUGGUUAAAGUGUAUGGUUUGCAUCCGUUGCAGUACUUUGUGCAAUAUUAAAGCCUAUUAAACUGUUUAUUCAA